Messenger RNA from Rotaria sp. Silwood1, 1188 nucleotides. Lineage: Eukaryota; Metazoa; Rotifera; Eurotatoria; Philodinida; Philodinidae. The record is from the annotation of a GenBank genome assembly.
AUGAAACUACAAAUUAAACAUUAUAGUUCAUCUUGGGCAAGUCUUGAUUGUCUUUUAACAUCAUUGCCUAUAACACCAUUAUCUCGUUCGUCAAUAAUUAUGCGUUCGAAUGGUACUCUUCCAAUGACUGAUUCACGUCGUAUAUCUCCACAAACUACAAGUUCAAGUGGUUAUCAUAGUGAUCUAUCAUCUGCAACGCCAGCUAAUCAAUCUCCACAAUCUAUUCAUGAUAUUCUACCUGUAACACUAGAAAAAUCUUGUAUAUCAUCAUCGUCAUCAUCAUCAUCGCAAUUACAAAAAAAAACAAUAUCAGCGAUAAAUAAUUCUACAUAUGAUAAACUUUUAAUAAAUAAAAAUCUUUCACGUAUAUCAAGUUUUAUACGUAAACAAUAUGAACGUGCAAAAUCAAAAUUUAUUUCCAAACCAUUAUUAUCAUCAUCACAAAUACAUGUACCAAAAACGACAACUUGUAGUAAAGCAACAUCAACAACACCAAUAACUCAUCUAUUAGAAGAUAAUUCUAUAUUAACAAACAAACAAGACUAUUCAAUAUGUAAUAAAAAACCUUAUUACCAUCAAAAUAAUUUAUCGUCUGUUUAUCAACAAAGUUCAUUUACGGAACCGGUUUAUUCUAUCGAUGUAUAUCCAUCACAUAAUCAUCAAGUAAAGCUAACAGCAUCUCAUCAACAUAAAAAUUAUACGUCAAUUCAUGACUGUUAUUCUCAUCAACCUUCAUAUGGUUAUUCAACAAAAAAUAAUUCUCAUCAAUAUUCAUCAUCCUAUCGUCGUUUAGCGGCAAUGGCUAAUUUUGAAUAUAAUAAUUAUAAUAUACAUCGUCAUCAUUAUUAUCCAUAUGAAACAUUAUCAUCAUUAUCGAGUCAAAAUUAUUAUCCAUAUCAAUAUACAAAUAAUAAUUAUGAUUAUAAUCGUUCAAACUAUGUUCCAUUAAGUGAUUUUAUUAGUACAAAAAAUAGUGCUUUUAAACCAAUUGGACACAAACAAAAACAGUUUUAUUCACGUCCGUCAUAUAAUAUGUUUGAACAAGUACCACCAUCCGAUGAUCCAUGUGACCUUGAAGUAGCACAAUAUUUUCCUCAAACAUCACAAUGGAGUAAUCCAAAUUAUUUUGAUAUCUAUUCAAAGGAAAUUAAUGUACCGAAACAAAACUAUACAGAAACUUUAUGUUAA